Molecule: messenger RNA, 627 nt
Organism: Rotaria socialis
Lineage: Eukaryota; Metazoa; Rotifera; Eurotatoria; Philodinida; Philodinidae
Source: the annotation of a GenBank genome assembly
AUGGUAAUUAAUAUUAUCGAUGGACCUGGUUUUUUCGAAAGGGGUACUCAAGACGAUCCAUUACGAGAUAACGCAAUGAUAUUUGAAACAAUUCAAGAAUGUGUGAAACGAGAGAUUACAAAACUGCACAUAUUCUGCUUUUGUAUAGCAGUUAGUAAUGGUAUUAUCACAGAAGAUAUUAAAACCAUUGAACUGUUCAAAGAAUACUUCGGUGGACAAAUUGAUUCUAAUUCGUGUCUGCUUGUCACUACUUCCGAAAAUUUAAAUGAAGAGCGUCGAGCAAAAAUCAAGCAAGACAUAUGGGAAGACACGAAAUUUUCCUGCUAUAAACACUUUUUCAAGCAGGGCAUUUACUUCACCGGUGCCAUCGAAUUAAGCAUGAUAGAAGAUGAACAUCGAACUCUCAUCACGAGUCAGUUGAAAACAAUCUGUAAAUAUCGUGAAAUCAUUAUUGAAAAACUCUUCGAUUCAAAGAUUCCUUUCAGCAUCAGUAACGCGAUAAUCAGUGAGAUUUAUAGAGAAAAAAAAAACACUGAGCAAAUGAUCUCAACGCUUGAAAAUAAAUUGGAAGAUGCUAAAAAUAACAUUGAAAUGCUCGAAUCAGAGCUAAAAAAUGCAAAGAAAUGA